AUGACUGGGCAGCAAAACAAAAGAGCCGUUCUCACCUACGGCCUGAUCCAGACGGCCGAGACUAGAUUGAAUCAAUCAUCAUGGAACAUCCAGAGACGGCGAGUGGAAAUAGAAAAAAGCAAGAAACGGUACCCUUGGGAAGAGGUACCCACGCCGUUGCCCAGUGGGGGUAAACUGUGGCGUCCACAGCUUCAGCCACACAUCAAAUGGUACGUACCGGCCGAUUUACCCAUAUUGCUCAUGGGUGCUCCCCGCGCAAUGACGCAGCUUGCCGUCCGGUGCUCCGUGCCCGUGACCUAUCCGGACAGGGACAGACCCCGCCCCUCCGUCCACCACGAAGAAGCCCUCCGCCCGUCCAAGUUCCAUCUGCCAACCGCCCUUAGCAGCGGACUGCGGGAUGCCAACGCCUACCACGUUAGUGUCGUGGAAAAGCUCUGUUCGCUCGCAGGGCUUUGUGUACGCGCAUAUAGCCCACCCACAGUUCACACAACCCUCAGCCCUUUUUGCAACUCGUCGAGGCCCGAGCCUCCGUUUCAAGACGGGGUCAAAGACGGGGGACACGCCGGUUCCUGCCACGAGGCUAUGUGCAUAGUCUGGAUUUACAGCUUUGCGAGCCAACGAGCCUCCCAUUGA
Molecule: messenger RNA, 633 nt
Organism: Colletotrichum orchidophilum
Lineage: Eukaryota; Fungi; Ascomycota; Sordariomycetes; Glomerellales; Glomerellaceae
Exons: 1
Coding region: 1-633 (210 amino acids)
Source: RefSeq, a predicted model, not a curated record